Molecule: messenger RNA, 2032 nt
Organism: Gossypium raimondii (Peruvian cotton)
Lineage: Eukaryota; Viridiplantae; Streptophyta; Magnoliopsida; Malvales; Malvaceae
Product: cyclin-dependent kinase E-1
Exons: 3
Coding region: 494-1936 (480 amino acids)
Biological process (GO): protein phosphorylation
Cellular component (GO): mediator complex; nucleus
Molecular function (GO): RNA polymerase II CTD heptapeptide repeat kinase activity; cyclin-dependent protein serine/threonine kinase activity; ATP binding
Source: RefSeq, a predicted model, not a curated record
AUUUGAAACUAACUUGAUCGGCACUUUCAAAAAUCUUUUUCAUUUAUUUUGAUAUUUUAGGAAAUAAAUCUCCCUUUUUUCCCAAUCGAUCUGCCCAAGUAAAAAUCCCCACUUUCCCUACUCUUCCAGGUGACCCUUCAUCCUGGAAUCAGGCAAAACAUUAAUUAAAAUUGUUGUUUUAAUUUCAGCGUCAUUUUUUAUUCUUUUAAAAGUAAUUCGAGGAACCCUAGUUUCCCCAACUUGAAAGAAGUUCAAAUUUCUUUUGCUAUGAAACUUAGUGAAAAGUUCAAGCUUGUGGACAAGCCGAUUUCCAAUCAGUAGAUUUUGCAUUGAACUCGUGCCCUGAAACGCCUGAGACGAUGCCGUUGUCGUUCUUGGUCAACAAAUUUUGUGGGGAUUACAUUUAUGAACUGCAAUGACAUAUAAUGGCAUCACAAGCUUAUCAUCUUCUCUUAAGGUAGUUAGGUACUGAAUGCUGUAAAGCACAGAAAACAUGGGAGACGGAAAUAACACCUCAGGCAGAGGCAUUGCAGCCAACAAUACUCCAUCCGGCAACAGUGAGAAGCCGGAGUGGCUGCAACAGUACAAUCUGCUCGGCAAAAUUGGUGAAGGUACUUAUGGUCUUGUGUUUCUUGCUAGAAUCAAGUCUCCAACAAACCGUGGAAAAUGCAUUGCUAUUAAGAAGUUCAAGCAGUCCAAGGAUGGGGAUGGUGUCUCCCCCACUGCCAUCCGAGAAAUCAUGUUGCUCCGGGAGAUUUCACACGAGAAUGUUGUGAAGCUUGUGAAUGUGCACAUUAAUCACGCAGAUAUGUCAUUAUACCUGGCUUUUGAUUAUGCUGAAUAUGACCUCUAUGAAAUCAUUAAGCACCACAGGGACAAGGUUAAUCAUGCCAUGAACCAAUACACUGUUAAGUCAUUGCUCUGGCAGCUGCUUAAUGGACUGAACUAUCUCCACAGCAACUGGAUCAUACAUCGAGAUCUAAAGCCGUCAAAUAUAUUGGUUAUGGGUGAAGGUGAAGAACAAGGGGUUGUCAAAAUUGCUGAUUUUGGACUUGCAAGGAUUUAUCAAGCUCCCUUGAAGCCAUUAUCUGAAAAUGGUGUAGUUGUAACUAUUUGGUACCGUGCACCUGAAUUGCUUCUUGGUGCAAAGCACUAUACCAGUGCAGUUGAUAUGUGGGCUGUUGGAUGUAUUUUUGCUGAGCUUUUGACUUUGAAGCCACUUUUUCAAGGUGCAGAAGCCAAAUCUACACCAAAUCCUUUUCAACUGGAUCAGCUGGACAAGAUAUUUAAGAUCUUAGGCCAUCCCACCCUGGAAAAGUGGCCUACGCUUGCAAGUCUUCCACAUUGGCAAUCAGAUGUGCAGCACAUUCAAUCACACAAAUACGAAAAUGCUGGACUUCACAGUGUUGUUCAUCUUUCUCCGAAGAGUCCUGCAUUUGACCUUUUAUCUAGGAUGCUUGAAUAUGAUCCUCGUAAGCGUAUAACUGCUGCACAGGCCUUAGAGCAUGAGUACUUCAGAAUUGAGCCCUUACCAGGUCGCAAUGCACUGGUACCCAGCCAGCCAGGAGAGAAAAUAGUCAAUUAUCCUACUCGUCCGGUGGACCAGAAUACUGAUUUUGAAGGGACAACCAGCAUUCAGCAACCACCGCAACCUGUGUCAUCUGGAAAUGUAGCUGGUGGCAUGGGUGCCCAUGUAGGGAGAAAUGGAUCUGUGAAUCGGCCCAUGCCACCUCCUCCCAUGCAGAGAAUGCCACAGGGCAUUAUGGCUUAUAAUUUCUCAUCACAGGCUGGAGUGGGUGGUGGAAUAAAUCCAGGAGGCAUGCCAAUGCAACGAAAUCUUGCUGCCCAAGCUCAUCAGCAGCAACAGUUGAGAAGGAAAGAUCCAGGAAUGGGCAUGACUGGAUACCCUCCGCAGCAAAAAUCAAGACGCAUGUAAGAAAAUUAACUUCUGAUAUGUUAAUCAUCUGAAUGUAAUUGAGUACAGUGUUGUAUUCUUUCAAUUUCAGUAUAUUAUUAAGCUUAUUUCAUGGAA